Molecule: messenger RNA, 1116 nt
Organism: Chrysochloris asiatica (Cape golden mole)
Lineage: Eukaryota; Metazoa; Chordata; Mammalia; Afrosoricida; Chrysochloridae
Gene: COQ2
Product: coenzyme Q2 4-hydroxybenzoate polyprenyltransferase
Exons: 7
Coding region: 1-1116 (371 amino acids)
Biological process (GO): ubiquinone biosynthetic process
Cellular component (GO): mitochondrial inner membrane
Source: RefSeq, a predicted model, not a curated record
AUGCAGGCCUGUCGCAGCGCCGGGCUCGCUCGGGGUCUGGGGGCAGUGACGUUGCCCUGGUUGUGGGGGUCGUGCCGCCGCUCCCUGUCCCUAGUGUGCGCAGGCAGCGCGCCGCGCGCAGGGGACUGGCGGCCCUCGGCCGGGCUAGGGUCGCGCGCGCGCCGGCUCAGCCUGUCGGCAGCGACAAUAGUUAACUCGGCGCCCCGCCCCCUACAGCCCUACCUGCGUCUCAUGCGGUUGGACAAGCCCAUUGGAACCUGGCUGCUGUACCUGCCAUGUACCUGGAGCAUCAGCUUGGCAGCUGAGCCAGGUUGUUUUCCAGACUGGUACAUGUUAUCGCUCUUUGGUACUGGAGCUGUUCUGAUGCGUGGAGCAGGCUGUACUAUAAAUGACAUGUGGGACCGUGACUAUGAUAAAAAGGUUGCAAGGACAGCAAAUCGCCCAAUUGCUGCUGGAGACAUUUCAACUCUUCAGUCCUUUGUUUUUCUUGGGGGACAGUUGACCUUGGCAUUGGGUGUUCUCCUGUGUCUGAAUUACUACAGUAUAGCUCUGGGAGCAUCAUCCCUGCUUCUUGUCAUCACCUACCCACUAAUGAAAAGAAUUACAUACUGGCCUCAACUAGUCUUGGGGCUGACUUUUAACUGGGGAGCUUUACUUGGAUGGUCUGCUAUCAAGGGCUCCUGUGACCCAUCUGUUUGCCUGCCUCUUUAUUUUUCUGGAAUUAUGUGGACACUAAUAUAUGAUACCAUCUAUGCCCAUCAGGACAAAAGAGAUGAUGCACUCAUUGGUCUCAAGUCAACAGCGCUGAGGUUCAGUGAAAACACCAAGCAGUGGCUCAGCGGCUUCAGUCUGGCAAUGCUGGGGGCACUGGGUCUGGUGGGAGUGACCUGUGAGCAGACCCUGCCCUAUUACACUGCUCUGGCUGCUGUAGGAGCCCAUCUGACACGCCAGAUUCACACCCUAGAUAUCCACAGACCAGAGGAUUGUUGGGAUAAAUUUGCAUCCAACCGAACAUUAGGACUUAUAUUAUUUUUAGGGAUUGUCCUUGGAAAUUUGUGGAAAGAAAAGAAAACAGAAGAAACCAAGAAAACUAUAGGUAGUAGAUUAGAAAAUUAG